This is a messenger RNA of Physella acuta, 2376 nucleotides long. Its product is annotated as heat shock 70 kDa protein. Lineage: Eukaryota; Metazoa; Mollusca; Gastropoda; Physidae. Gene Ontology annotation, molecular function: ATP binding; ATP-dependent protein folding chaperone. The record is from RefSeq and is a predicted model, not a curated record.
ACAGCGCGAUUGGGAAAGUUAACAGCGGGAGAAAUAUAAGAUGGUCGACCAACCUAUUAGUUUGAUUUUAAGCCUAGCUUUGAUUGAUUCUGUCACUCAAUUACCAUUAAUUGUGACCGUACACGUAAUAUGACCGCACUGUGUUCGCUAAUGAUAACAUGGCCUUACAAUCACGCGUACAGGCCAUCGGGAUAGAUCUAGGGACCACAAACUCAUGCGUGGCCGUGUUCCAUGAUGGCCAAGUGGAAAUUAUUGCCGAUGAAGAUGGAAACCGGACCGUGCCCAGCUACGUCUCCUUCCACGACGACGACCGGCUGGUCGGGCAGGCGGCCAAGGCCCAGGCCUCGAUGAACCCCAAGAACACGAUCUAUGACGUCAAGAGGCUGAUCGGACGACGGUUCUCGGACAGGGUGGUCAAGAAGGACUUGAAGAACUGGCCGUUCAGAGUGGUCGAGCAGGCAGACACGGGCAUGCCAUUGUACAAGGUCCGCUUCAAGAGAGAGGAGAGAACGUUCUCGUCCGAACAGAUCAGCGCCAUGAUCUUGGGGAAGAUGUGUGAGGUGGCCCAGACACACCUCGGUCUGCCCGUCACAGAUGUGGUUAUCACCGUCCCGGCGUACUUCAACGACUCCCAACGCCAGGCGACCAAGGACGCUGCCCUUAUAGCAGGACUCAACGUCCUGCGCAUCAUCAACGAACCCACGGCGGCGGCCAUAGCAUACGGCCUUGACCUCAACUCCGACGAGCACAAAUACGUCCUCAUAUUUGACCUUGGCGGCGGGACGUUUGACGUCAGUGUCCUGUCUGUGGGCCACGGGAAAGUCUUUGAAACUUUAUCGUCUGCCGGCGACAGCCAUCUUGGAGGGGAGGACUUCGACAACAAAUUAGUUGAAUUUUUUGUUGAGGAGUUUCUAAGAAAAACGAACAAAAAUCUGACCGAAAAUCCCAGGUCAAUCAAACGACUGAAGAUCGCAUGUGAACAAGCCAAACGAACGUUAUCUCUACAACCGGAAGCGACGGUUGAAGUAGAUUCCAUUUUUGAAGGUCUGGACCUGACGACAAAAAUCUCGAGGGCACGAUUCGAGGAAUUAUGCCGGGAUCUGUUCCAAUCCACGUUAACCGCCGUGGAAGUUGCGCUGCAGGAUGCGCGGUUAAACAAGGAGCAAAUACAGGAAGUUGUCUUGGUGGGCGGGUCCACGCGGAUACCCAGGAUUCAGGAGCUGCUGAGAGAGUUCUUCGAUGGGAAACAACUCAACAACUCUAUCAACCCUGAUGAGGCUGUGGCUUACGGCGCGGCCGUACAGGCGGCGCUCAUUGCAGGGGACACAAUCCUACAAGAUGUCCAGCUGGUUGAAGUGGCGCCCUUGUCUCUGGGCGUGGAGGCGGCUGACGGCACCAUGUCGUGUUUUGUCAAGCGGGGGACGCCCCUACCCGUCUCCGUGACCAGCACCUUCACAACGUACGACGAUUAUCAGCAGGCUGUAACAAUACAGGUAUUUGAGGGCGAAAGGGCACUAACGGAAGACAACAACCUCCUGGGUGUAUUUGAACUGACCGAGAUCCCUCCCGCCCCCCGGGGAGUACCUAAAAUAGAGGUGACCUUUGACAUUGACAGCGAUGGGAUCCUGAGUGUAACGGCCAAGGAGUCGGUGACGGGGAAGUUCAACACGGUUGUCAUUAGCAACAAUAAAGGCCGACUGAGCAAGGCAGACAUCAAGCGGCUGAAGCUGGAGGCCGCCCAGUUCCGAGCAGACGACAAGGACCAGCGGGAGAGGGUGGAGCUGCGGGACCAACUCGAGGCUCUCGUCUACAGCGUCAGGCACGCCAUCAACACCAUCACCAUCAACCUCGCCGCCGACCUCAAGAGGCUGCUUCUGCAGACGUGUGACGAGACGAUGACCUGGUUAGAGAGUAACCUUCACGCUUCCACAGACGAGGUCAGAGGUCACUUGGAGAACUUGAGGGGGGUGUGUGAGGGGAUAGACGUGGACUCGCAGCGGAGUAGCUGCAGCUACUACGAUUGACGCAAGUCGUAGCUACAGGCGGUCUAAAGAGACAAUUGUUGUGUAGGACGUUUGACGCAAGUCGUAGCUACAGGCGGUCUAAAGAAACAAUUGUCGUGUAGGAAACUGGGCCAAUAAACAUUGAUUGUGUGUUAACAUGGGCAAUAAACAACAGAUGUGUGUUUAACCUCUUGUCAAACAAUAGUUGUGUGUCUAAAUGCAUGGCAAUGAAUGUAAAACAAUAGUUGUGUCUAAUUACAGGACUAAAUGCUCACGUGAUUUAGCACCACUAACCCUACAUAUUUUAUGCUCUAACUGGGCCAAAAAUAAAUAGUUUAUUGGACUGAUAGUAAUAAAACAGAAAAUCUUUACA